Messenger RNA from Xiphias gladius (swordfish), 2205 nucleotides. It is a transcript of the gene rad23ab, whose product is annotated as RAD23 homolog A, nucleotide excision repair protein b. Lineage: Eukaryota; Metazoa; Chordata; Actinopteri; Istiophoriformes; Xiphiidae. The transcript has 10 exons. The record is from RefSeq and is a predicted model, not a curated record. Gene Ontology annotation, molecular function: damaged DNA binding; proteasome binding; polyubiquitin modification-dependent protein binding. The coding region runs from base 183 to 1619 and encodes 478 amino acids. Gene Ontology annotation, cellular component: nucleoplasm; cytosol. Gene Ontology annotation, biological process: nucleotide-excision repair; proteasome-mediated ubiquitin-dependent protein catabolic process.
CUGCCUCCAGCAGUAGAUGGCGUCCGUGCCCAGCUUGCUCCGCGGCUCUGAGACAGCUGAGUCACACAUACAUUUAGACCCAGAUAAAUAGAUAUUGUGGGGGAAAAGAGCGGCUUCAGUCGAGAGAUUUCCCCGACUACACUGAAUUUUGACCCCAGCUGCCUCUGACACCGCGUCGAAAGAUGCUGACGAUAACGCUAAAGACCCUCCAACAGCAGACGUUCAAAAUAGAAAUAGACCCAGAAUUGACGGUGAAAACCCUGAAGGAGAAAAUAGAGGAGGACAGAGGAAAAGAUGCAUUUCCUGCUGCAGGACAAAAACUCAUCUAUGCAGGCAAAAUCUUAAAUGAUGACACCCCGCUGAAAGAGUACAAAAUCGAUGAGAAAAACUUUGUGGUGGUCAUGGUUACCAAGCCUAAACCAGGACCUCCUCCACAAGCAGCCCCUCAACCAGCAGCCCCUCAGCCAACCCCCCAUCCAGCCGCAACUUCAACACCACCCUCAGCCUCAGUCUCAGCCACAGCACCGGCCUGUGGCCCAGCACAAGCGCUGUCCACAACGAUACCUGCAGGGUCUCCACCUACACCUGCCUCACAGUCAGUGCCUCCCACUGAUUCCCCAUCCCCUGUCCCAGAAAACACCCCAUCGGCUUCUGUUGAAACAACAGCAGCUCUGGACUCAAACUCAGCCCCAGACUCAGCUCCAGCUUUGGCUUCAGCUACUACUCUAGCCUCUGCCCCAGCUCCAGCUGUUGAAACUGUUCAGACAGCUUCAGCCACUGCAGACCUCCCCACCCCUACUACUCAACCAGAAGAGAAGCCAAGGGACGACCCUGAGAACCAACCAUCUGCCACGGCACCAGUCCACUCUUCUGCUUCCAGUCUUGUUGAUGAACUGGGUCUGCUUGAAGAAGCAGCAUCGAUACUGGUGACAGGUCCGGCCUAUGAGAACCUGGUGUCAGAGAUUAUGUCUAUGGGUUAUGAGCGGCAACAGGUAGUUGCUGCACUUAGAGCCAGUUACAACAACCCAGACCGAGCAGUGGAGUAUCUACUCAUGGGUAUUCCAACAGAGGCCAGUGAUCUGCCACCUCAAGAGCCAGUUAGACACAGUGCUACAUCUAACCCCCCCAACCCUACUACACAACAGGCACAGCAGCCCCCAACAGCCUCUAACACAGGGCCAGUGUCUGGCAGUCAGCCUCCCACUGCUGGUGGAGGCUCAGUCUCCACAGGGAACCCUUUGGAGUUCCUGAGGAACCAGCCUCAAUUCCAGCAGAUGAGACAGAUCAUCCAGCAAAACCCGGCCCUCUUACCAGCCCUGCUGCAGCAACUUGGCAGAGACAACCCACAGCUUCUACAGCAAAUCACGCAGCACCAGGAGCGUUUUGUACAGAUGCUGAAUGAGCCACGAGGUGGAGACACAGGAGGGGAAGGUGCUGAGGCCCAGGGGUUACCACACACCAACUACAUCCAGGUCACCCCACAGGAGAAGGAGGCCAUUGAGAGGUUAAAAGCACUGGGCUUCCCUGAAGGCUUAGUCAUCCAGGCUUACUUUGCCUGUGAGAAGAACGAGAAUCUGGCUGCUAACUUCCUGCUACAGCAAACAUGGGACGAUGAAUAACUAAACAUCACCGUUCAACAGAGGACCACAGAGUGGAUGACAGUGCUACACAAGGUCUACCAGGGAUAAACAGGAACAGGAGAGGAAGACAAAGUUUCUUUUCACACCAUGUGACUGUGGUCUGAUGAUUGCUGCGACGACGACGACGACAACGACAUGCUGUUCAGUUAGCUGUGCUGCCUACCCUCCAUUCAGCUGUGAUGAUCAUCAUAGCAGCUCACACUGAGCUUCAUUAUUACUGCUGCCGCUUGUGCUGAGUGAUUACAAUCAGAGAAGUCAUGCCAGGAAAUAUGCCAACAGUCUGCAUCCCCUUCACAGGCCAACAGGCUUUUAUUUAGAGGGUUUCCACUGAAGUCAGCUCGCACAACAUUAAAACCGGUAACUGGUUUUAAUGUUGCUGCUGUGCAGUGUACAGUAUAAAUACUACAGAGUGUAUUUGUUGUGAAAAUAUACUGGACAAAAACUAAUUUUCAAAAUAUGUGUUUACAAACCUUCCAUGUUGGAUUUACAUGAAAAUGUGAUGCAAACUGUUGACUUCACUGUUUGAGAGCUAACAUUGCUUUAUAUUAAAGUUCAGGUCUGAUCA